CACCAACUCUCUUUUUUAUCAGCCCCAUCUCUCUUGCUGUCUCAGUCUCUCUCCCUCUCUCUCUCUCUCUCUCACGUUGGAACUCUAAUAAGAGACGAGAAUCCCUCCCUGAAUCCGUCUCAGUUUCUAUUAUUAUUGAUCUGGGUUUUCUUUUCGUUUAAUUUUCUGCGUCAAAUCACUGAUCCAAACGAAGAAAUAAUGGCUACAGUUAAUGGGUACCAAGGCAACACACCCGUGGCAGCUCCGACAGGGACCCCAUCGAAGCAGACUGUGCCAACUGCGAAGACUGUUGAUACGCAAUCGGUGCUCAAACGGUUGCAAUCUGAAUUGAUGGCAUUGAUGAUGAGUGGAGAAUCUGGUAUAUCUGCCUUCCCUGAAGAGGACAACAUAUUUUGCUGGAAAGGAACAAUCAGUGGAAGUAAAGACACAGUUUUUGAAGGAACUGAAUACAAGCUCUCCUUUUCUUUCCCAAACGACUACCCCUUCAAGCCACCAAAGGUGAAGUUUGAAACCAGCUGCUUCCAUCCUAAUGUGGAUGUCUAUGGCAACAUUUGCUUGGACAUUCUUCAGGAUAAGUGGUCAUCCGCUUAUGAUGUUCGAACAAUACUCCUCUCUAUCCAGAGCUUACUUGGAGAACCCAAUAUAAGCUCGCCCCUAAACACUCAAGCUGCUCAACUUUGGAGCAAUCAAGAAGAAUAUAGGAAGAUGGUGGAGAAGUUGUACAAGCCUUCAAGUGCAUAAUUCUGCUGAGGAGCUCAAGUAGACAUUUCUUCCGUGUAGAAGGGAUGGGCGGGACAAUUUUAUUGUUUAACUUUUUCUUGCCCUGUUUUUUUCUUCUCUCAUAUGCGUUUUAUUCUCUUUGUAUUUCUAUAGUUGUUCUCCAUUCAAUGGCCUUGCCUGGAUUGAUCGAAUAUAACAUUGUUCAUCUCCUCUC
This is a messenger RNA of Manihot esculenta (cassava), 934 nucleotides long. Its product is annotated as ubiquitin-conjugating enzyme E2 20. Bases 199 to 741 code for a protein of 180 amino acids. NCBI's taxonomy places the organism in Eukaryota, Viridiplantae, Streptophyta, Magnoliopsida, Malpighiales, Euphorbiaceae. The transcript has 6 exons. The record is from RefSeq and is a predicted model, not a curated record.